AUGCGCUCGCGCAUUUCGAGCGGAGGAGCAAGCAGCUGGAUGUCUUGUCCGACGAGUUCCAACGGCUUUCAGGGCAUGAGAACAAUGCAUCCGGAGAUGAUGAAAAUGUCCAGUGUAGCUCGUGAUGCUGCCAAUAGGGAGAAAAACCGCUAUAUUGAUGUCUUACCAUUUGAUGAUACCAGGGUACGGCUAAAAUCAUCAGCAAGCAGUCAAAUUUCAGGCAAUGAUUACAUCAAUGCAAGCUUUGUAAAGGCUACUGAGGACAACAAUGUUGCAAGAUUUAUUUCCACCCAAGGACCACUAGUCAGGACAUUUGAGGAUUUUUGGGAAAUGGUUUGUGAAAAUCAGUGUCCUGUGAUUGUUAUGCUCACACAGUUCGACAGUGUUAAGUGUGAUGAAUAUCUUCCAUUGCAAAAUGGUCAAGGGACAUAUGGAAAGUAUGAUGUUAAGAUUAGGAAGGACACAAGAGAUAAGCAUCAAUUAUGUUUGCGUGCUGUGGAGGUGCAGUGCAAUGAGUCAGGCAAGGUUCAUUCUGUACUCCAUAUAGAGUAUCCUGAUUGGCCCGACCAUGGCGUACCAGCAAACACUGAUGCUGUGCGACAAAUUCAAAAACGGUUACAUCACAUUCCGAGAGAACAUCCUAUAGUUGCACAUUGCAGUGCUGGAAUUGGGAGAACUGGUGCUUACAUCACCAUCCAUAGUUCAAUUGAGAGAAUUCUCCUUGGAGACAAAAGCUCUUAUGAUCUUGUUGAAACUGUAAAAAACUUUAGGUCCCAGCGAACUGGAAUGGUUCAAACUGAGCAACAAUACAUGUUCUGCUACCGUGCAAUUGCGGAUGAGCUGAAAGAUCUGCUGAGGUCGUCAGGCCAUUGA
Messenger RNA from Triticum turgidum subsp. durum (durum wheat), 873 nucleotides. The record is from the annotation of a GenBank genome assembly. NCBI's taxonomy places the organism in Eukaryota, Viridiplantae, Streptophyta, Magnoliopsida, Poales, Poaceae.